Molecule: messenger RNA, 2058 nt
Organism: Rubroshorea leprosula
Lineage: Eukaryota; Viridiplantae; Streptophyta; Magnoliopsida; Malvales; Dipterocarpaceae
Source: the annotation of a GenBank genome assembly
AGACUUCAAAAACAGCACCAUUUAGAAGUCUCCUCCUUUCUCCCUCUUGACUGCGUUUCUCAUCACACAGAUCUCGCUGCACCGCGUCGUCGCUCUUUCAAUCGACGGAUCAGAUCCAGGUGAUCUGAUUCAGGCGCCGGUUCCUGCUUCCAGCACCGAUACCUAGCUUCAAAAAGCAAAGAUGGAGAAUCUGAUUUCUCUUGUGAACAAGAUUCAGAGAGCUUGCACCGCUCUAGGCGACCAUGGAGAAGCAAGCGCAUUGCCUACUCUUUGGGACUCAUUGCCGGCAAUCGCUGUCGUCGGUGGUCAGAGUUCAGGCAAGUCUUCCGUGUUGGAGAGUAUAGUCGGCAAGGAUUUCUUACCUCGUGGAUCUGGGAUUGUUACCAGGCGACCUCUGGUGUUGCAGCUCCAUAAGAUUGAUGAAGGCAGAGAAUAUGCAGAAUUUCUUCACCUUCCCAGAAGAAGGUUCACUGAUUUUGCUGCUGUGAGGAAAGAGAUUCAGGAUGAGACUGAUCGAGAGACUGGCCGUACCAAACAAAUAUCUAGUGUUCCAAUUCAUCUUAGUAUUUAUUCUCCUUAUGUUGUCAACUUAACGCUGAUUGACCUUCCUGGACUGACAAAAGUUGCAGUUGAGGGUCAACCAGAUGGCAUUGUGCAAGAUAUUGAGAAUAUGGUUCGGUCUUACAUUGAGAAGCCAAAUUGUAUAAUAUUAGCAAUUUCACCGGCCAAUCAAGAUUUGGCUACAUCCGAUGCAAUAAGAAUCUCACGUGAGGUGGACCCUACAGGGGAGAGGACACUUGGAGUUUUGACAAAGAUUGAUCUGAUGGACAAGGGUACAGAUGCAGUUGAGAUAUUGGAAGGAAGAGCUUAUCGGCUAAAAUUUCCAUGGAUUGGUGUUGUGAACCGUUCUCAAGCUGAUAUAAAUAAGAACGUUGACAUGAUUGCUGCUCGGCGUAGAGAGCGUGAGUAUUUUGCCAACACACCAGAGUAUAAGCACCUUGCUCACAGAAUGGGUUCUGAGCAUCUUGGCAAGGUGCUCUCAAAGCAUUUGGAAACUGUAAUCAAGUCCAAGAUCCCUGGCAUUCAGUCCCUUAUCAGUAAAACCAUUGCUGAACUUGAAGCUGAAUUGAGUCGUCUUGGAAAGCCUAUUGCUGCUGAUGCAGGAGGAAAGUUGUACACAAUCAUGGAGAUUUGCCGUCUUUUUGAUCAAAUUUACAAAGAACAUCUAGAUGGAGUGAGGCCUGGUGGUGAUAAAAUUUACUAUGUGUUCGAUAACCAGCUUCCUGCUGCUCUGAAAAGGUUACAAUUUGACAAGCAGCUUUCAAUGGAAAAUGUUCGAAAGCUGAUUACUGAAGCUGAUGGAUAUCAACCUCAUUUAAUAGCUCCUGAACAAGGAUACCGCCGUCUGAUUGAAUCAUCAUUAGUGACUAUUAGAGGUCCUGCUGAGGCAGCUGUUGAUGCGCAUAAGGAAGUAGGGGCUCAAACCAAUUUUAUUGCUGAAAGUUUGAUUAUUCUUUGUGCUUCUUAGCUUUUGUCUUAUUGUCUCCGUUUUUAAAUUUUUUUCUUCUCUUCAAAUUUUGAUUCCUGUAAUGCAUAAUGCUGCUUAGUCUUAAAGACAGCAGACUAAAUUUGUUUGUCACAUUUCCAGGUUCAUUCCAUUUUGAAGGAUCUGGUUCACAAGGCCAUCAAUGAGACUCUAGUAUGUCCUUUCUAUGUUCUUUUUCUUCUUUUCUUAGUAGUGUUGUUGUUGUUGUUAUUAUUAUUAUAAUUAUUAUUAGGCUACAUACUAAUGCCUAAAGGCACUCCAACAAAAUUUCCCCUUGUGAAAAGGUCUAAUUUUGCUAAGGUACUAUAGGCUCUUCCAAGGACCUGGUUACAUACAUUAUUGUCAGAUAUGUUAGUGUUAUAACAUCUCAAAUACGUUUCUUUUUGCUAAUGAACAUAACUACAUGAUGUUAAGAAGAAAAGGGAAAAUAGUUUUAGUAUCCAAGCAAGAACAAGAGUUUGACUAGUUGUUCAAUUCGUUAGCUUUUUAAGUAAUGAAUAGCUUUGGAUUUU